UCGAUAAAAUAAAUAUCCUUUUUCUUCAUUUCUCUCUCCCUCUCUCUCGAUCGAACUCGCGUCUCAUUCACCUCUCUCUCAUCAUCGUCUUCUUCACUCUCGCUCUUCAAUUUCACAUCAUCAAACUAUGGCUGAAGAAGAGGUUAUUGUUGCAGCACCAGCUACAAGCCCCGUUUCUUCUGAUUGUAAGCGCAAGUUCGAAGAUCUACACUCUCAACCCACCGAAUCUAACACUGACGGUGCAGAAACUGACGCCGCUGCAGUUGCUCAGGACGAUGUAAACAAGCGUCCUCGUCUUGAGGACGAUAACCAGAAUGACCUAGCUAAUACUAAUGGACAUCAAGAAAAGAAGGUUGCUGAGGCAGAAACAGAUACAGAUACAGAGGAAAAUGCUCCUUCGGAGGAAGUUCAAGAUGUAUCUAAAGAUAAUUCAGAAGAAACUGCUGAGCCUACUGAUACCAAUGAGAUUCUGGUGGAGGAUGUCAAAGAGAUUCCUGUUGAGGACUCUGGUAAGGAAAAUGACAAGGAGCCAUCUAAAGCAACUGAACAACCAUCAAAGGAGUCAACUGAGCAAGACGCUUCUUCUGGAGACAAACAACCUGAUUCCAGCUCUAUUGACCCCACCUUACAGCAUGAUACUUCUUCAGGACAAAAGCAACCUAUAUCUGGGUCUGACACAACCACACGAAAAAUCGAGGUUCCUAGCAAUAAGGUUGGCGUACUUAUUGGCAAGUCUGGUGACACUAUACGGUACCUGCAGUAUAAUUCGGGCGCAAAGAUCCAGAUCACUAGGGAUGCUGAUGCUGAUCCUCACUCUUCAACAAGGCCCGUGGAACUAAUAGGAACUUUGGAAAGUAUAGAUAAGGCAGAAAAGCUAAUGAAUGCUGUGAUUGCAGAGGCUGAUGCUGGAGGUUCUCCUGCACUUGUAGCUCGAGGCCUCUCCCCUGCUCAGGCUAUCGUGGGAUCUGAUCAAAUUCAGAUACAAGUUCCAAAUGAGAAGGUCGGGUUAAUCAUUGGGAAAGGUGGGGAAACAAUUAAGAGCCUGCAGACCAAAACUGGGGCACGCAUCCAGUUGAUACCUCAACAUCUUCCCGAAGGUGAUGAUUCUAAGGAAAGGACUGUCCAAGUUACUGGUGACAAGAGGCAAAUUGAAAUUGCGCAAGAGAUGAUAAAAGAAGUCUUGAGCCAGCCUAUCAGGUCAUCAUCAGGUGGUUUUGGCCAGCAGGCCUACCGUCCGCCACGAGGAUCUGGUGGUCCACCCCAAUGGGGUCAGCGAGGUUCACAUUAUGGCCAACCACCAUCAUAUGACUAUCAGCACCGCGGGCCAUACCCUUCUCAUAAUCAAUCAUAUGCACCUCCUCCUUAUGGAAAUUAUCCUCAACAUAUGGCUCCAAGGAGCAGUUACGGUUCUGGUUGGGAGCAAAGGCCUCACCAGAGUUUUCAGGGACCACCCUCACAUAAUGGUGGAUAUGAUUAUUAUGGUGGACAAAGCGGUCAUUCAUCUGAAGCUCCUUCAUCUGCCCAGCAUCCCAGUUCAGUCCCCCAACAUGGUACCGGUCCUUCUCCUUUACCCUCCAUGGGCCCAUCCCCAGCUCAGAUGAAUUACAAUUAUGGACAGCCUCAGGGUCAGGAUUAUGGCCAUCAGACACCUUAUCAGCAGGCAGGACAUCCUCAACAAGGUUAUGGACAAGGUUAUGAUGAAUCGAAGUACGAAAACCGUGGCCCUGCACAAUAUCCAUAUGGAGGACAUUCAAAUCCUCAGCCAACUUACCCUCAAGCCAGUGCUCAAGCGAAUUAUGCACCUCCCCAGCAAUAUGGCAAGCCACCGUUGUAUGGUGUGCCACCUUCACAAGGACAACAUCCACAGUCUUAUGGCCACCCUAGAGCCACUCAACCAGGCGAGAUUCCGUAUCAGGGUUCUACUCCAGCACAAUCAUAUGGCACAGUGCAACAACCAUAUCCAUAUGCAUCAUCUGGGCCAUCACAAGCAGCAUAUCCUACAUAUGGGUCUGCACCAGCUGCAGAUGGUUACAGUCACCCGCAGUCUGCACCUGGACAGGUUUAUGCCCAGCCUGGCGGACAGCCCAGUUAUGGGCAACCAGGUGCCCAGGCUGUAGCUAGUUAUGCACAAGUUGGUCCUACUGGUUAUGGAUCGUACCCGUCUUCCCAGCAGACUUACCCUGAACAACCAGCCCCUAACAGUGCAGGUUAUGGCUACCAAGCACCCCAGGAUCCUGCUUACAGCAGUGGCGCUGCACAGACAUAUAGUGCAGCUCCAACUGUGCAGCCAGGUUAUGUUCAACCUACACCAACUCAAACUGGUUAUGACCAAUCUAACCCACAACCAGCAGGCUAUGCAGCUGUACCACCAGCAGCCGGUGCUCCUGCAGCAUACGGCAAGACAGUAUCACCUCAGCCCGCUGCUUAUGCCCAAUAUGACUCGACCCAAGUUUAUGGUGCUCCUCGAUGAUUUGUUUUUGGGUAUUGACAGCCAUAUUUUAGUAUUAGCAUGUUCAAUUUUGUUGUCCUAUUUCAUGUAACUUGCUAUUCAUUAUCUUGUAACCUGUACUGCUUUGAAUUGUGAACUUACAAAUUUUCUCGUUGAAAGCACUGAUGUUGCAGUUUCUAGAGAUUAAUAUCAUAGGUGGUUUAGAGUCUUUUGUUUUUACAAAAGCCCUGAAAAAAAAAAAAACGACUUCCAA
Messenger RNA from Medicago truncatula (barrel medic), 2702 nucleotides. RefSeq names its product far upstream element-binding protein 2. The record is from RefSeq and is a predicted model, not a curated record. The transcript has 7 exons. Bases 128 to 2470 code for a protein of 780 amino acids. Lineage: Eukaryota; Viridiplantae; Streptophyta; Magnoliopsida; Fabales; Fabaceae. Gene Ontology annotation, molecular function: RNA binding.